CGUUUUGCAGUAUCUCCUGAGAAGUAAGACUCUGAGCCAGCAUGAAGACUGAGUCUUGCCUUUGGUCUGGUUUCCAGACCAUGCUUUUAUUCUAACAAUGUGCAAGGUGGAGGGUAGAGCAUGGAAACGAAAAUCUUACUUCCUGCCUGACAUAACUCACUUCAAGAAGUGCACAAUGUCAGAACGUGGAAUCAAGUGGGCGUGUGAAUACUGUACGUAUGAAAAUUGGCCAUCUGCAAUCAAGUGUACAAUGUGUCGUGCCCAGAGACCUAGUGGAACAAUUAUUACAGAAGAUCCAUUUAAAAGUGGUUCCAGUGAUGUUGGCAGAGACUGGGAUCCUUCUAGCACAGAAGGAGGAAGUAGUCCUUUGAUAUGUCCAGACUCUAGUGCGAGACCGAGGGUCAAGUCCACCUACAGCAUAGAAAAUGCAAACAAGUGGUCAUGCCACAUGUGCACAUACUUGAACUGGCCGAGGGCAAUCCGAUGUACCCAGUGCUUAUCCCAGCGCAGGACCAGGAGUCCCACAGAAUCGCCUCAAUCCUCAGGAUCUGGCUCGAGACCAGUUGCUUUUUCUGUUGAUCCUUGUGAGGAAUACAACGAUAGAAAUAAACUGAACACAAGGGCUCAGCACUGGACUUGUUCUGUUUGCACAUAUGAAAACUGGGACAAGGCUAAAAAAUGUGUUGUUUGUGAUCAUCCCAGACCUAAUAACAUUGAAGCAAUAGAACUGGCAGAGACUGAUGAGGCCUCCUCAAUAAUAAAUGAGCAGGACCGGGCGCGCUGGAGAGGAAGCUGCAGCAGUGGGAACAGCCAAAGAAGAUCGCCGCCGACGAUGAAGCGGGACUCUGAAAUGAAAAUGGAUUUUCAGAGAAUUGAGUUGGCUGGUGCUGUUGGCAGCAAGGAGGAACUUGAAGUAGACUUCAAAAAACUAAAGCAAAUUAAAAACAGGAUGAAAAAGACUGAUUGGCUAUUCCUCAAUGCUUGUGUGGGGGUUGUAGAAGGUGACUUAGCUGCUAUUGAAGCGUACAAGUCGUCUGGGGGAGACAUUGCACGGCAGCUGACAGCUGACGAGGUGCGCCUGCUGAACCGCCCUUCUGCCUUCGAUGUCGGCUACACGCUCGUGCACCUGGCCAUCCGCUUCCAGAGGCAGGACAUGCUGGCCAUACUGCUUACAGAGGUAUCUCAGCAAGCAGCGAAGUGUAUUCCCGCAAUGGUGUGUCCAGAACUGACGGAGCAGAUCCGGAGGGAGAUUGCUGCUUCUCUCCAUCAGAGAAAGGGCGAUUUUGCUUGCUAUUUUCUGACUGACCUUGUAACAUUCACGCUGCCAGCAGAUAUUGAAGAUUUGCCCCCAACUGUCCAAGAAAAAUUAUUUGAUGAGGUGCUUGAUAGAGAUGUGCAGAAAGAGUUAGAAGAAGAGUCUCCGAUCAUAAACUGGUCCCUGGAGUUGGCUUCCCGCUUGGACAGCAGACUGUAUGCACUUUGGAACCGCACAGCAGGAGACUGCUUACUUGACUCAGUACUGCAAGCCACGUGGGGCAUCUACGACAAGGACUCAGUGCUUCGGAAGGCCCUGCAUGACAGCCUGCAUGACUGUUCCCAUUGGUUUUAUACACGCUGGAAAGAUUGGGAGUCCUGGUAUUCGCAGAGCUUUGGUUUACAUUUUUCCCUGAGGGAAGAGCAGUGGCAAGAAGACUGGGCAUUCAUCCUCUCGCUUGCCAGUCAGCCUGGAGCAAGUUUGGAACAGACACACAUUUUUGUACUUGCACAUAUUCUUAGACGACCAAUCAUAGUUUAUGGCGUAAAAUAUUACAAGAGUUUCCGGGGUGAAACCUUAGGAUAUACCCGCUUUCAAGGUGUUUAUCUGCCUCUGUUGUGGGAACAGAGUUUUUGUUGGAAAAGUCCGAUUGCUCUGGGCUACACACGAGGCCACUUCUCUGCUUUGGUUGCCAUGGAAAAUGACGGCUAUGGCAAUCGAGGUGCUGGUGCUAACCUGAACACAGACGAUGACGUCACCAUCACGUUUCUGCCUCUGGUUGACAGUGAGAGGAAGUUACUCCACGUACACUUCCUGUCUGCUCAGGAGCUAGGUAACGAGGAACAGCGGGAAAAGCUGCUCCGACAGUGGCUGGACUGCUGCGUCACUGAAGGCGGGGUUCUCGUUGCCAUGCAGAAGAGCUCCUGCAGGCGAAAUCACCCUUUGGUCACUCAGAUGGUGGAGAAAUGGCUUGACCGUUACCGACAGAUCCGGCCCUGCACAUCCCUAUCUGACGGUGAGGAAGACGAGGAUGAUGAAGAUGAAUGA
Messenger RNA from Elephantulus edwardii (Cape elephant shrew), 2302 nucleotides. RefSeq names its product zinc finger, RAN-binding domain containing 1 (gene ZRANB1). Gene Ontology annotation, biological process: cell migration; protein K33-linked deubiquitination; positive regulation of Wnt signaling pathway. The transcript is spliced from 10 exons. Lineage: Eukaryota; Metazoa; Chordata; Mammalia; Macroscelidea; Macroscelididae. The record is from RefSeq and is a predicted model, not a curated record. The coding region runs from base 98 to 2302 and encodes 734 amino acids. Gene Ontology annotation, molecular function: cysteine-type deubiquitinase activity; K63-linked polyubiquitin modification-dependent protein binding. Gene Ontology annotation, cellular component: nucleus; cytoplasm.